This is a messenger RNA of Rhodotorula toruloides NP11, 3285 nucleotides long. RefSeq lists its product as uncharacterized. Bases 1 to 3285 code for a protein of 1094 amino acids. The record is from RefSeq and is a predicted model, not a curated record. The transcript is spliced from 12 exons. Lineage: Eukaryota; Fungi; Basidiomycota; Microbotryomycetes; Sporidiobolales; Sporidiobolaceae.
AUGGCUCAGCCAGCGCCUUCCCCGGUUCAAGCAGCUCGCGAGGAUCUCCAGCAACCGCCUCCUUCGCCUCAACCGCCGAAAUUGCCUUCACCGCCCCUGCAGCCAUUCCCGACGUCAGCUUCCGAGGUUCUCCAGCAUUCUUUCCCGGCUGCGGAGGUCGACGGCGUAUCACACGUGUAUCUCCCAGACGACCUCCCUCUUCACGACGUCACACACGACGCAACCCGCCUCUACGAUUUCACCCGUCCGCCGCUAGGCUCGAUCGCCCAGCCAGCAACCGAAGCGGGCGACCUCUACGAAGAUCCCUACGUCCAGCCGUCUUUCUCGCACACUCCGUCUCUCGAACCCGCCAGUCAUCUGCCCUCCCAGCCUUUCAUCCGACGACGCGAUUCUCCCACGCACUUCCACGGCGUCGAAUACGCUGGCGAGCUGGACCAGGUUCCCUACUCCCCCUGGACUCUCCCGCCGCUCCCGCAGCAGAACGCACAUCGCGUUCCAUCUCGUUUGGGCGAGCGCACGUUGCUCAACGAAGCGGCUCCAGUUCUCGUGGCGACACCCGCCCCGCCAGUAAUCGACUCACCAGUGCCACCGGCUCCUCCGCCAAACACGGCUCACGUCCAGCCGCUCUCGCAACCAUCGCUCAGUGAGGAAACGAUGACAGACGACGAACCCGCAGACCCGUGGGAGAGACGGGCGAGGCGAGAGAGGCGCGAACGGCAGGCUUUGCUCGACUGGGAGCGAGCGCGUCGCGAGGAGGAACGCCGAAAUCAACCGCCUCCGCCUCCCGAUCCUCCUUCACAUUCUCUCUCGCCAGUCGAGCAUGUCGCGAAGGCAGUCAGUCCGACAGAAGGACAGCCGCGUUCGUCGUCGCGCUCACACCAGUCUUCCGCUUCCUCCGCCAGUCCGCCUCCUAAACCCGAACCGGUGCUAGCAGAAGGCUGGCUACUCCUGCCGCCAACGCACCGGCCUUUUACCGACGGCCUCCUGCGCUUCCCGGAGCAAUGGACGCCGGUCUAUGUCCUGCUUACGCCAGUCACUCUACACCUCGGAGGUCUGCAAGGCGAGCAGAAUGAGGUGAAUCUUCCUCUCGCCGACGUCGUCCGUGUCGUCCGCUUGUCCGACUUCAACCAGCCGACUUUCGAGCCCUUUCGAAUCGACUUCGCCAGUGGCGAGUACCUCCAUCUCGCGGGCACGCAGGCUCUUGACGCCGCAUUCUGGUCGCUCAAGAUCGACAACGCGCGCACCGGCGCCUACCACCGACCGCCAAGUAUCGCUGAAGACGUCGCCUCGCUCGUCUCGACUACGCCAACUCGAUUGUCGCUACGAGGGGGUCGUGCCUCUUCCCGCUCGUCAAGUCGGACAACGCUUCACCCGCUGUCGCGAGAGCCGACCGCCGCUCUUCCGACGUUCCCCGGCACGGCGUCCAAAAGCGUCGAGAGCCCUGCCUGGAUGCGCGACUUCCACCAGGCCGUACCCAUGAACGCCUACAUCGAAGAACUCCCGGCCAAUGCCGGUUCUGACGACUGGGGAGCGAUUGACGACGAGCUGCGACGGACUGCGCAGGCCGCUCGUCUAGUCGCAGCGGGCAAGACGGGUUGGCCCGCCAGGCCACCGCCGGAAGAGUCCCCUCCGCCGUCUCGCCCGCCAAGCGCGCUGCAACAAUCCGACGUCGACGCUCUCGGGUUCAUUCUCGGAAAGUUGCAGCAGCAGAGCGAUGCGCUAUCUGCGCGGGCGGUGAGGCAGGAGUCGAAGUUGCAGCUCUCGCGGGAGGAGUUGCGCGGACUGGAGGAGCGGAUCAGGGAGCGAUUGGAACGAGAAGGUCGGAAACCCAGCAGGUCGGAGCAGAAGGUGCUCGACAAGGUCGAAUGGCUUCUCCAUCUAAACGACGUCCAGCUCCGCAAGUACGCUUACGCCAUGCUGCGCGACGGGUCUUCAAGCGCGUCUGGCAGUACGGCGAGGGCCUUCCAGAAAGAGCUUGACUUGAUGACCACGAUCGAGAGAGAACUCGAGUCGUUGCGGAGAGAGACGAAGGAGCUACCGACGAACGACCGCAGUUCAGUUACAAGCAGCGCAGAUUCGCCCUCGCAGCGCAGACCUACGCGCUCACUUGCUCGCAAGCCUAGCGCUAUCAGCCGGUUCUCCGCCAAUACGUCGGAGAACAUCCUGUCGCCGACGACCCAGAUGCAGCCUCAACCGCUACCGAUUCCUCGCUCGUCUCCGAGACGCAGCCCCUUCUCGCAUGCUCGACGAUCGUCCCAAGAUGUAUACGAUGUCCCGGAAAACUCGCCUGUCUUGCACGAGGCAACGACCUCGACCUUCAAGGAGACGCCCACGCAUGAGGGCAAGGUUCAAGAAGCAAGGAGGGGCUCCUCGACAUCUGAGCGAAGGCGUCGUCUUCAGGAGCUCUUCCUCGACGUCGAGUACCUCUUCCAGCAGCAGCAGUCCUACAUCGCCUCUUCGCACGACCAGCAAGAACGGCUUCGCCGCUCGCUCGGCAAGAUUCUCAACCUCUUACAGCACGACUCGGAGUACCGCAGCGAAACUCUCUCCUCCCUCAUCGGCCAACUCUACGACCUCACCUCUCGCAAGCUCGAUAUCCCUCCUCCGCCUUCUCACUUUCCGCGCCAUCCGCCCCAUCCGCUUUCAAUCUACAGCGGGUCGACAGACACGACGUCGGUUUCGUCCAGCGCGUCUGCCUUGAACAUGCCGCCGAAGAAGGAGAUGCAUCUCCUCCCUUCGGACGUUCGUAUGGCACCGCGCCUCAUUCCCAAAGAGCUGACGCCGCCUCAGCUGCCAGCGAGGGCGCCAACGCAGGCAGUCUCGGGGCGCGCCGCGACCAAAAAAGCGGUCGAGCAGGGCGGAAAAGCCGGCGCGACGAACGGAACACGGCCAGUCUUCGGCGUCGAUGCGGCGCUUCAGCCUGCGCACCACAUGCACCGCUGGCAAGCAGGUCCCGAAGCAGCAAAGGCCGCGCGGGAGAUCGCCGCAACCACGAAAGCAAACGAACCAGCACCAUCUCGUACCUCUCCUGCACCGGUCGACAAGACGAAGCAACCGACACCGGUCGUCAGGCAGGAUGAGCGCGUCGAGAAGGCGCUCGAGACGCUCAGCCGGCCCGGAGCGAAGCAGGAGAAGGCGGGCGCAAAGUCUGGCCUCAGCAGCGAAGAGGCGGCGAAGAAGGCUGUCGCUGUGUGGGAGUUGCUGGACGCGCAGAAGCGGGCGAGAGAGGAGGAGGAGCGGGCGAAGAAGCAGGGAAGAGGGCGAGGAAGGGGUUUGCGGAGGUAG